UUCAGUAGCCUAUAGUCAAAUGUCGCACCUGCUCCGCCUGUAAUUGGUUGAAAGCUCAGUCAGAUUCCACCGCAGAAUUAUCGGAUUGAAAAUCAGGGAGGGGAGUUGAAAAAACUCAACGCAACCAACUCACAGCGAUGCAGUGCUUAAGUUGCUAAACAUCACAACGGAUUUCCCAGAACUUUUCAUCACGAAGUUUGCGACUCAAACAAUCAAAGGACUUUAAACAUUCAUUUUAUUUUCAAGAUCUGCACCAUUUCAGAAUCACUGAAUCAUGCCACGAUCGUUUUUGGUGAAAAGCAAAAAGUCCUACAAUGUGCAUCGACCCAUCGACACCGAGCAAAGUGAACAGAAGCUCCCGGACCCUGCACCCAAACCAAUCCCAGCGCUGGUCCCUUUGGAACCAAAGGAACGUAAUUCCCCAGAGCGGCCCCAGGUAGAAUCGCUCGUUCGACCUUCCCUCAGAGACUCGUAUGACUUCAUCAAGUGUGAGCGAGAGCCCGACUGCCCAGUACCAACUCUACCUGAGCUGACCAGACGGCCGUUUUACUUAUCCGAGCCUCAGCUGGCAGAGUUUCCUCCCUACUACAAGAGCUCUUAUGCAUGGGAUCAUGUUCCCACAACAUAUGACUUCAGGCAGAUGGGCUUCUCUCCAUCGCUCCUGCAGCACGCCAGCAGCCUGUACGGAGCUCAUCUGAAGCAGAGCUCAGAGCCUCCACAACCACUGGACUGCAGCACACACUACUCACCUACGUCCAACACCUACCACUGCAUUACCUGUGAUAAGGUGUUUUCCACCCCUCAUGGACUGGAGGUUCACGUCAGGCGUUCUCACAGUGGCACGCGUCCCUUUGGAUGCAGCAUCUGCAGAAAGAGCUUUGGCCACGCAGUUAGCUUAGAGCAACACAUGAACGUCCACUCUCAGGAAAGAAGUUUCGAGUGCAAGAUGUGCGGAAAGACCUUCAAACGCUCCUCGACGCUGUCCACGCACCUGCUGAUCCACUCGGACACACGGCCGUACCCCUGCCAGUUCUGCGGAAAAAGAUUCCACCAGAAAUCCGAUAUGAAGAAACACACCUACAUCCACACAGGUGAGAAGCCUCACAAAUGCCAGGUGUGUGGCAAAGCCUUCAGCCAGAGCUCCAACCUCAUCACACACAGUCGCAAACACACCGGAUUCAAGCCGUUCGGCUGCGAGAUCUGUUCCAAAGGCUUCCAGAGGAAGGUAGAUCUUCGCAGACACCACGAGAGCCAGCACAGCCUUAAAUAACGGAGGUUGUACGUGGCGUGGCGGACAGCGGGAAGGAAAUGAAGACCACCGAUGGCUGUUGCUGAAAAAAAGACUCAUGUUAAAGGGAUAGUUCACUCAAAAAAUGAAAAUUCUGUUAUCAUUUAGGACCCGUUUACACUAGUGCAAUCCUCGUCUAAACUGGUGUUUCCACAGUGUUUCAGAAACGAUCUCCGUCUAUACUACACGACCGAAAACGCAUGUCACAUGACUGGGUUUGUGCGUAGAAGUGUAAACAGUUGCCUCUUGCGCAUGUAGGCAGCUGCAGUAUUAAAAAAAAAUGGCUGCUAAAAAUGACAACAAAGCCAGCAAAGAUUGCAGUUCAGUCUCCAUGUUAUUGUUUACACGGUCGUCACGGAUACGCAGAGCGAACAUGGGCAGCCAUUGUUUUCAAAAGUCACCGUUUUGGUCCGUUUAUACCGAAACGCAACCCCGGCAGUUUCAAACUAAAACGGGGUCUGCAACGUUUUCGAAAGUUUCCGUUUUCAAAGAUAGAAAAUGCGGCGUAGUGUAAACGACAGGUGUAAGUGUAGCAAAACGUAUGCGUUUUAAAACAAAAACGCACUAAUGUAAACGGGGCCUUACUCACCGUCAUGUCAUUUCAAAAAGUGUUGUUUUUGUUAACUAAAACUAUAAAAAUACUUUUUAGUAAUUGAAAUAAA
This is a messenger RNA of Megalobrama amblycephala (Wuchang bream), 1950 nucleotides long. It is a transcript of the gene gfi1b, whose product is annotated as growth factor independent 1B transcription repressor. Gene Ontology annotation, biological process: regulation of transcription by RNA polymerase II. NCBI's taxonomy places the organism in Eukaryota, Metazoa, Chordata, Actinopteri, Cypriniformes, Xenocyprididae. The transcript is spliced from 7 exons. Bases 275 to 1270 code for a protein of 331 amino acids. The record is from RefSeq and is a predicted model, not a curated record. Gene Ontology annotation, molecular function: DNA-binding transcription factor activity; RNA polymerase II cis-regulatory region sequence-specific DNA binding.